GCCUUUUGCACGCCGCUUGGCCCUGUGUUUUCUCCCUCUGUUGAGAGGGUCUCAAUGGUCGAUGAGUAGACGGGGCCCAGCGAGAUAGGAAAUUGAAACAGCAGGCACUGGGCCAGUGUCCCAAGUCCGGUCCGCUCGGCUCAGUCAAUGAUCAAUCAGAAUCAGAGGCCCACUUUCGCCCGGUAAGAGGGAAAACGAAAAAUGCGGUUGUGUUAGACAAUGGGAGGGGUUGAGGUCGAGGGCGCCCAUCGUCUUGGAAAAAAUCACUGCGCGCCCCCCUCGCCACACCUCUUGCUUCUACUACCACCACCAACACACAACUCCUGCGACUUGACUACAUCGACUAGUCGAGUCUAUUCUGCACAUUCACACACUUCUCAACCAACCAACACUUAACACAACAUGUCUGGACGUGGCAAGGGUGGCAAGGGCCUCGGCAAGGGUGGCGCCAAGCGUCACCGCAAGAUUCUUCGUGACAACAUCCAGGGUAUCACAAAGCCCGCUAUCCGUCGUCUUGCGCGUCGUGGCGGUGUCAAGCGUAUCUCGGGCCUUAUCUACGAUGAGACUCGCGGCGUUCUCAAGCUCUUCCUCGAGUCGGUCAUCCGCGACUCGGUCACUUACACGGAGCACGCCAAGCGCAAGACGGUCACGUCCCUCGACGUUGUCUACGCCCUCAAGCGCCAGGGACGUACUCUGUACGGUUUUGGUGCCUAAGUCUGUGGUCUCACGACGAGCCACGAUCAUCUCCCCUUUCGUCGUAACAUCGAAGGGGCAUCUCGUUUUAUGACGUGUUGUAUUCUUACAGAGACUCUUUUACACCUUCUCCUUUCCCACCAAUGAGACGCCUAUGAUCUACUCCGUUACUCUUAU
Acaromyces ingoldii is the source of this 870-nucleotide messenger RNA. RefSeq names its product histone-fold-containing protein. Gene Ontology annotation, molecular function: structural constituent of chromatin; protein heterodimerization activity; DNA binding. The record is from RefSeq and is a predicted model, not a curated record. Gene Ontology annotation, cellular component: nucleosome. Lineage: Eukaryota; Fungi; Basidiomycota; Exobasidiomycetes; Exobasidiales; Cryptobasidiaceae. The coding region runs from base 403 to 714 and encodes 103 amino acids. Gene Ontology annotation, biological process: nucleosome assembly. The transcript has 3 exons.